Molecule: messenger RNA, 945 nt
Organism: Hyaloperonospora brassicae
Lineage: Eukaryota; Oomycota; Peronosporomycetes; Peronosporales; Peronosporaceae
Source: the annotation of a GenBank genome assembly
AUGGACCUGGAAAUCAGCGCCCACGCCCCACCCGCGCACGCGCUUCAUGGAAGCGCUGGCACCGACCACGGCGCCCUGUCUGCCCGCAACGUGCUGCUCCGUCAGAAGCUGCGCGAGCGCAAGCGGUACGACUCAGCCGACGACGCCAUGAAGAAAGCCGCCGCUGCGGCGCGUGCGUCGAGUCGCGCGUCUCUGCUGCCACAGGGCACGUCCGUGCCUGUGGCCGCGUCGAACGGACGCGCGCUGCACGACGGCAGACAGGCGCGUGGGUGUGGACUGCACGAAGCCGUGAGCUCGCCCUGUGCCACGUCUGCGACUGGCCGCAUCCAGUGUGCCAGCAUGAGCCCCAGUCGCGCGGGUAAGUAUGGCGCGCUCGAGGGCACGGGGCCGUCUUUUGCGGCAGACGACAAGCAGAUGCCUGCGGCAGGUGGGACCAAGUACGGCAAACUCUCUGCUGCGCACGUUCUCAUUCGACGGAAACUCAAGGAGCGCAAGCGCUUUGAUUCGGCUGAUUACGCCAUGGAGAAACAGGGGCGAGCGACGGACUUUGCGUCGUCGGCCGUUGCAGCGGGUCCAGCGACUGCGUCAGGCGCUGGGCAACCAGACGGUGCACUGGCGGCCUCGUCCCACGCAGGGAUUGACCACCAGGUGAAGCAUAUCAAGCUCUCGGAAGCGCCCGACGGACGGGUUGCGUCUCCCGUCGUGGCGAAUGCAGCGCAGGCGGCAUUAGCAGCGCGGGCGGCGCGCUACGCUGGACUAGCGGGCGCGAGGUCGACUGCUGCUGGGGGCACCAGUAGGGGGGCACAGGCGGCGUGUGACCGAUAUGGGCUGGACAAGAGCGCCGUGUCUGCAGGGGCGGCGGCUGCGCGCAACAUUGUGUUGCAGCGCAAGUUGGCCGAGCGCAAGAUGUUUGACUCGGCGGACCACUUUAAGGAGGCGGCGUGA